AUGCCUCGGUUGCCGCCAGUUCUGUACUUCCGGGUGCCAGCGUACCGUCACUCAAGCGACUUGCUUCAUCUCGCCGACAUGGCACUGCACAGCCAUACGACGGUUUCAAGAGACGAGGCCUUCGCCGUGUUCAGACUCAUGUCCUGCGCCGAAAACGAUGGCACUGUGACGGGCUAUACAGAUUGGGGUUACCCGUGUUUGCUUAGGAGGGCUUUCGACGUUAGUCGAUCCGGCAUAGGAUAUGACGCGGCACGGCAAGUCACGAGCGACUCAAACCCUUCAUGGGCACCGGACUGGAUGGAUACACCGUUCCUGCGGCGGUGGCUGGUGCUUGCAGAGAUGCAUCGCGAGUCAACGCUUGGUAUGUACCCUGCCGGCCUCCCAGUGAACGUCAGCCUGGUCGCUGGAUUCUUGAGAUUUCGCGUAUUCAGAUUGGGAAUGCUCAGCGGCAUAAUCGACGAGCACACUGGGUAUAAAGCAACCAUCAUCAUGCCCCCAGCCAGGUCAGGCAGUGACCGUACCGGCGUUGGAUGCUAG
Molecule: messenger RNA, 537 nt
Organism: Colletotrichum higginsianum IMI 349063
Lineage: Eukaryota; Fungi; Ascomycota; Sordariomycetes; Glomerellales; Glomerellaceae
Product: Heterokaryon incompatibility protein
Exons: 1
Coding region: 1-537 (178 amino acids)
Source: RefSeq, a predicted model, not a curated record